AUGAACGGCCUAUCAGAAAGAUUCUACGAAUGGAUCCGAACUUGGAACAUUACCGUGGAACCGCUUAUGCUUGUCUUAGCAGCAUGCAAUGCAGCGAGAUCUAUUGUGGCACCGGAACUGUCCGAGCACAAAAUGAUGCGAGUUUAUCCUCCUCCUCCUGGGCUUGACAGCAAAGGACUGAAAAAAUUCUAUAACAAAAAGAUGGUCAUAUGGGACAACAAUUAUACCUAUGUAAAUCUACCAAUAGCCUGCGUUGUUGGAGUCAUGUAUGGAGGCUAUAGCGACUACCAUGGACGAAAACUACCACUAAUCGUAGGGAUUGCUAGUGUGCUGGUGGAGAAUGCAAUGAGAAUACUUAUUUGGUCGCCAUCUGCGGACUUUUCAUUGUAUUGGUUCUACCCCACUGCUGCUGUAACUGGGGUAAUGGGCGACUUUAUGCUGACAAUGAGCUGCAUUAAUGCGUAUGUUGCUGACAAGUUCGACGAUAAAGGGAUUUUAUCGAAGAGGAUGAUUAUCGUUUCCAUCAUGUUCAGUCUCGGUUCCUUCAUUGCCUCACAAUGUACAAAAUAUGUUCUUAAAGUGGUGUCUUCUACAGUGCUGCUUAUUAUCGUCGAAUGUGAGACUUUCACCGAUUUCUGGGAGGUGACUAAACUGUCUUUCUAUUCUAUCUACGCCUCUUUGAAAAUAUUCCUACUUUCUCGAGAGGGACAUCGACGGCUAUUUCUCUACCUCACCUUCACAGCAAAUUUCAUGGAUCAACUUUAUUUCGGUGAAAAUGCAUUUGUUGCAGCACUGAUUGGCACAUACACUCGUCUACCACCAUUUAAUUGGGAUAGCGAGCAGUAUGCUGAUUACCGUUCCAUAAGACCGAUAGUUCGUAGGCUGCUUGAGCCCUACACAAAGAAAUUAUCUUCUUUUGACUUUCUAGAGAUUAUUGGAAUGUUUUUUGGAUUGUUUGUCUUCAAGAAAUGGCUUAAUCUUCGUGAUACUUUUGUCAUCUGUCUUACGAUAGCCACAUUAGGAGUAAAUCUAGUGAUGAUAGGGUUAGCUUAUUCAUCAUGGAUGAUAUAUGCUAGUUUGGCUCCAGGAAGUCUUCAUGGUCUGCUAAAUCCUCUGAGUUACUCCUUUCUUUCGUGUCUUGUGGAUGGAAACGAGACGGGAAAAGCGUUUGCAAUAAGUUCAAUAGCACAAAAAUUGGCUGGAUUUGUACAGACCGCGAUUCUUCAGAAUAUCUAUAUUGCCACGGUUGAUUGGUACCAGGGUUUUGUCUGGCUUGUGAUGGGCGGCAUCUGUGUCGUGGCCACUCUCAUAUAUUCCUACGUUCAUGUUGUUGCAAAACGGGAGAACAUCGGGUCUUAA
Messenger RNA from Strongylus vulgaris, 1359 nucleotides. Lineage: Eukaryota; Metazoa; Nematoda; Chromadorea; Rhabditida; Strongylidae. The record is from the annotation of a GenBank genome assembly.